Daucus carota subsp. sativus is the source of this 924-nucleotide messenger RNA. RefSeq names its product probable inactive histone-lysine N-methyltransferase SUVR1. The transcript is spliced from 4 exons. Lineage: Eukaryota; Viridiplantae; Streptophyta; Magnoliopsida; Apiales; Apiaceae. The record is from RefSeq and is a predicted model, not a curated record. The coding region runs from base 305 to 760 and encodes 151 amino acids.
UUCAUUUCUUAUCACAAAUAUUUUAAAAUAUUUAAUUGUUUAUAAUUUUAAAAUAUGUAAAAACUAGACCUCGCAAUGAGAUAUUGCGGGUGGUGAUAAACCGGGUACAACCCGAUGUCUCCUUCUUUCAUUUCAAUUGCAAGUUAGGUCACUGGUUCCCCUGCAGACUUGCGACCAUCCCGAUUCCCACCCCAUCUCCCCUCCGUUCGACAUUCCCGGCUCCCAUCUACUAUCUUCAGCAUAUUCUCGCCUCUUCAUCUUCGAUUUUCGUAAUUGGGCCGGUCAAACAAGGAGGGAUGCUGCUAUGGAUGCCAUGCGUAGAAUUGGAUUCAAAGAUGCGAUGACUAGGAAAGUACUGAAUGAGUUACUCAAGACCUACGGGAGGGACAAUUGGGCUUUCAUUGAGACGGAUUGUUAUAAAGUCUUGUUGGACGCAAUUAUCGAGGCAUUAGAACAAGAACGUCUUAAAAUGGUUGAUGCCAAUGAGAACUCUACAGAGUUCAAUCAUAAUCUUCCAGCAACCGAGUGUCCAGAAAAUAUAGGACAAGAGAUUAUGGAGUUAGAAGUUGCUUCUAUACAGAAUGUUUCUGAGCAAGUGAAACAGGAUCAAGAAAAUGAACUUGGAGAACCGGAUGAAGAGGAGAUGAACAAAACUGAAGAGGAAAUGAAUCAGGAUGUGAUGAAUGACGGUCACAAUGCUAAUGUGGACUUUGAUCUGAAUGAAUUACCCCCGGAUGAUGCUGAUAACCCUUCAUCUUAAGAUGUUACGCACUCGUAUUACAGAUGUUAGGUGGGUUAUCUAAUGUGAGAACUUUAUUUCUAACUUUUCUAUUAUUAAAGAGUUAUUUGAGAAGUUAGUCAUUUUAAGUAAAUUGUGGUGUUUCAAGUCAAACUGUUAUGACCUGUAUUUGAUUAAAAAAUUAA